AUGAAAACCAAGCUCAUUCAGAAAAUCACUUCCAACAAUUUCGAUUUGAGUGGAGCCUGUGCUGCCUUUCAUAAUUUAUUUGCCAUUCAUCACUUCAGCAACGAAAAUAAUAGGUUGGAAAUAUUUGCUAUUGCUAAUGAUGAAGGAAGUCUAUCCGUUGCUGAUGAAAAAAAGAGUGCUAGCUCCGAUGAUGAUCAUCAAGCUGUACAUUUAGGCGAAUCAAAGAGCAGUACCAGUUCUCAAAAACUGUAUGAAUUGGAUGAAGUAAAAUCAUUCUGUGUGGUUCCUCUUUCAACUUUAUUUGAAGAACGAAAUUUAGUAAUUUGUAUUAUGAACGAUAAUUCAAAGAAAUUAAUUUAUAUUUCAAAAUUUGUAAAAGCUGGAGAAUAUGUAGUGAAAGCAAUGGAAAAUCAGCUUCCUUCAUUUAUCAACGAUUCUCUUGAUGCGGAUUGCUUGAUGAGUUCAUGCUCUUCUGGAUAUUUCUGUUAUUACUCGCCUUCUCAACAUUUAUUACAAAUUUUCAAACUCAAUAUUUUAAAUCAGCAGCAAUUAACAUUUGAUAAAAGCGCUGAUAUUGACAUUUUCUCAAAGAAAGCAUAUAGCUUACAAUUAACUCAUUCGCAUGUUGUGCUAGGCCAGCUUAAUUCAAUCCAAGUUUGUGAUUGGAAAUAUCAACAAAUGAAGCUAAAUAGUGGAGACACUGCUUCAUCCAUGACAACGUCCAAAGCCACAGGAAGAAUUAUUUAUUUACCCAAAAUUACAAAGACAACCAAAAAGAAAGCCAAGCAAGGAACUGUUACAGAGAAGAACGGACUUUUGGUUCCCAAGAAGGAAGAGUCUGAUGCGGGCGAAGGAAAAACCGAGCAAGCUGCAUCUUCCAUAAAAAAGCCUACAUCCACUACUGGCUCAGAACAGGAAACAAUUUCAACUAUAAGCAAGCAACGUGAUGAAAAGGUAAAAUCAGUGAAAAGUCUCAGUAAUAACUCUUUCAUCAUUCUAUCGAGCUUGGGAAAUCUCUACUUUUUAAAUUGCAGCAAAGAAGAUGGAGAUGUUUUUGUUAAACUCUCUCUACCCAUAGUCAAUGACAAGCUUUCCAAGAUUUCUUCAUUUGAUGUAAUGAGCAAUCAACUAGAAUCGCUCUACAACACGUCCAUUUCAUCCCUUCUCGUCCUAGCAUUUGACAACUCGGAGAGCAUUGUCAUGACAUCCUUAAAAUCAUUUUACUCUCUUCAGCAAUUCAAACAGCCUCAAUCCAAAGAACCAGGUGUGGUUGAUAUUGGAAUCGAUAGCACCUUUAAUUUAACAGAUGCACCGACAAAAAAGAAAUUUGCAUGUAUCAAAUAA
Molecule: messenger RNA, 1344 nt
Organism: Naegleria lovaniensis
Lineage: Eukaryota; Heterolobosea; Eutetramitea; Acrasida; Naegleriidae
Exons: 3
Coding region: 1-1344 (447 amino acids)
Source: RefSeq, a predicted model, not a curated record